Molecule: messenger RNA, 711 nt
Organism: Pyricularia grisea
Lineage: Eukaryota; Fungi; Ascomycota; Sordariomycetes; Magnaporthales; Pyriculariaceae
Exons: 1
Coding region: 1-711 (236 amino acids)
Source: RefSeq, a predicted model, not a curated record
AUGUGUCUCGUCAGCAUUCAGUACACAGCCUGCGGGCACGCUGGCAGUCCCUUCAUCCUCGACAAGGACCGAUGUCACCUCUGGCCAGGACCGCAAUGUGUGUUUCAUUUCAAGCGACGACUGAGCUACAACGCUCUCCUGAUAUCACCCAACUUCUGCGAUCAGUGCCUUGGGAAAAUACAUCAGUUUCAAAGUCGCCUGGGAGAAGACGCCUGCAACAACGAGGCCAAGGAUCCGGAAGAGGAUGAGGAUGAGGGGAAGGAGCAGCCCACCGACGUAGACACGUCCAGCACAAGCAGCAUAUACAGCACGCGUAGCCUGCCCCAAGAGCCAAUGCUUUUCGACAGCCUGGACAGCCUGGACAGCAUGGACACCUCGGACCUCAUCGAGGCGGCGGCGGCUACGUUCCCCGCCGAAAAGAACACCUCGGCGCUAAAGGUAACCAACGCAAGUGUCAAGUCCGACAGCGGCAGCGAUAGCACGGUCCACGGCUCCGUCGCAUCGAAUCGCAAAAAGGGGGUGCAUGGCGCCCCUGGAAUCUACGAGCAAGUACCCGGAGAGAUAGAUAUUGACCCCUUUGGCUUCUACUUGGAGGACGAGCCGGCGAUUUACAGCUCCAUCUACGACCAUGGCGACCGCGAGGUGGAGGACCUGAUAGAGCAGGUGCUAUCUCGCUGGAGAUCUGGCAAGGAUUCUGGGGAAGAUGUAUGA